Messenger RNA from Lytechinus pictus (painted urchin), 10905 nucleotides. RefSeq lists its product as uncharacterized. Lineage: Eukaryota; Metazoa; Echinodermata; Echinoidea; Temnopleuroida; Toxopneustidae. The transcript has 11 exons. Gene Ontology annotation, molecular function: nucleic acid binding; ATP hydrolysis activity. The record is from RefSeq and is a predicted model, not a curated record. The coding region runs from base 384 to 5789 and encodes 1801 amino acids.
AGUCUACACGGAACAUUUUGUUUUUGCACGGUGUGUGCAUGAUCAAUGCAAUGAUCAUGUAAACAUAAAUACGAUACGGUAUGUUCAACUUCGAACUUUAAUUUAAGCUUUGGGUAGCGAAGAAGAUUGUCAAACACAACCAGCAGCAGUUCCACCAGUUAGUACCAGGCUGGAGUAAAGUCAGCGAAGAUAAAAUUCACUUAGAUUUAGAACCAGCCAAUCACAUGAACAGAUGAACCAGGACCAAAAAAAAGUUUGAGCAGAUACCGGAUGUAGACAAAUAAUUAAUGGAAAGACAAACAGAAAUCUAACGUUACAUGGUACAUCCAGUGCUUUGAAGCUUUAAUUUAGCCUUUGAGACAUAGAUCUAGGUGUCAUUUAUAAUGGAUGGGUACCAAAAUACCCAAGACAAUCUACCUAACCAUAUUCAGUUUAUCAUUAGUGGUCUUGAUAGCAUCAUUAAGGAUUUGAAAAAAAUACCUGAAGAAAGGAGGGCAUUGAGUAAGCUAGUCGAGGUGAUAGAGAAGACCUGCUGCCAAGGAACAAAUAUUGUGUGCUUGGGUCCUAAUGAUGCAAAACCAUCAGAGAAAGACGCAAACUUGAAAAGAUUCCUCCACAAAUUUGAGUCUCUUUUUACGGUCACUUUUACAAAGACUGAACUAAAAUCAGACAGAACCAGAACUGCUCAGGAGGUUGUUGUAGAUUUCUUUUAUUCAGCUAUUGCUGAUGUAGCUUUGCUUGUGUAUGGAGGUAUCAAUGACGGACGUGAGCUCCAUUCUAAGAUCAACACUUUAGAGAACCCUGUUUUUGUCACUCUGGGUCACAACUUUGAAGAAUUCAUGGCUUCUCUUCACAGCCAGAAGGAUGUUUUUAACAUAACAGGGAACUGUGUGUCCUUAGUAGAAGAUGAAGCUCUGCAUAGUGAUGUGGAACAUUCAUCACUGGAACCAGCCUCUGAGUGUAUCCAUUCUGAAACGGAGAAACAUGACAUUGGUUUGAGUAAAACAUCCUCUACAACUAGUGUGAACCCUUCAGGAUAUCAAGGUCAGCUUAGUGCAGAAAACCUUGUUGAUUCUGAAGUUCUGGGUGCUACUGCAUCACCUUUGGACAUCACUGAGAAUGUAUCUUCAUCUUCAGCUGGUUGCAGUUCACCAGCGAUCAGUGAUAGACAUUCAUCAACUCAGGAACUGGCAUCUUGCACACAGUCAUCAGUAGAUCAAGAGGUUGGUGGUUCCUGGACUUUGGAGAGUAGACUAGCAAACAGAGUAUAUGAACAUCAGCUUCCUAGAGUAUCAUCACUGGAAGGUGUGACGUCCGUGAAAAGUGAACCAACACAUUGCCUGGUGACAAUUGUAAAGGAGUGUGGUUUCUUUGACAAGCUCUUGAUGGGAAAACUCUCGGGUUACAUGCGACCAAUCAUUGGCAUCUCUAGCUUAAAUGGCUGGCUUCUGGUUCACUUCUGGGAAGGAGAAACCUAUGCCAUUGACGUGGAUGCUCUCUCCAAUAGGUCUGACCGGGCAGUACCUUCUGGAACGAAGAUAGCUGGUGGGAUACCAGAUAACAUUCACAAGUGGGCCAUUAUUAACUCUGUUGGACAGUUUCUUAAUAAUGACUCAAUUCUAAAGGUUGUGUAUGAUGCUGAAUUGCUGUCUCAUGAGCUUGGAAAAAGUGCUGGUUUGAAGAUUGUUCGAGUCUUUGAUGUCUUGAAAGCAGAUCGUAUCAUACGUAGGCACAGCCACCUAGUUCCUCUAGCAGAACUGUUGCAUAUCUAUGGAGUGGCACCAGUCAGCAGUGUAGAAAUAGCGAUUGGCUCUGAGGAAGCACCAGUUCCCAAAGACCCUCUAGAUUAUUGUGGAAAAUCACAGAGACUAGCUAUCAUAGACUUGAGAGAAACUGCCCGGGUUUCUUCUAAAAUCAUCCCUUUUCUGUACCAAACAAUGUUAAGUAUAAUGUCUGCUCCCAUGCUGGAAACUUUGAACAACUGUUCCAAUGCUUCUGAGCAGAGUCUGCAGCAGUCAGACUGGUGGUAUGACCCAAGAAGAGAAGACAUGGUCACUGGUCCUGCCAAGGAACCAACUCACGUUUCUUCAUAUGCGACUGCUCUUGAAGGCUUGGUUCAAACAGGAAAUGAAUCCAUGCAUCCAGCUCCUCGUCUAGGAAAAGGUGUUGAAUCUGUAAUCAGAGAGGCAUCACAGGAAAGAACAGGCAUGCCAGAGUCCAGGGAUCUGCAACAUAAGCAUCAGGGUGAAACACAAAAACAUAAUCCACAGUUUGAAGAGGUAGAAAAUCUGGAACCAGACUUUACUAGAAGAAAAGAAAAUUAUUGGCUUAUGCAUUCAGUACCAAGCAGUAAUGGAGAGGAGGAGGUUAUGCAUCAGCCACCCUCUAAUUAUAAUGCAACAGUUCCAAAGACCUAUGCAGCUGCUUUACAAGUCAGGGCAGGAUGUCCGACAGAAAAACAAACAGCUGCAGCAACCAGUAUUCCCCCAAAGCAGCAAAAACAACACAAGGAACUUGGAGAGUGUAAAGAAAUUUCGAAUAGGAAUGCCAAAAGAAGAAAGAGAAAGAAGGAAAGUGAAAAGGAAAGAGAAUCUUUGGCCCAAUUGCAAAGUAACACAAUUUCAGAUUCUGUAAAAUUGCAAAGUAAUAAAAUUUCAGAUGCUGUUACCCAAGGAGGCACCAGUAAGGAAAAACAAAAUAAGAGCGAUCUUAAGUCAAAGAAAAAGAAUCAAUUUGGGGAGAAAGUGAAGAAUGUUGUCAAUGCUAAGGAAAAGCCACAAGCCAAAGGAGAUAUUGGAGCAUCUUGUCUAACAUAUACCAAAGGGCAACUCAAACAGACUCAUUCUAAAGAAAAAGAAAAAGACCAAAUGGCACAACCAGAUGUGUCAAAGGAUAUAAAAAGAAAGAGCAAUAGUGCAUCCAAGGCCAUUGACCAAGCUAUUUCCACCAAACACCCAGUUACUGCCAAAAGUUCAACCAAAGCCGAGCAAAAGAAAAUGCUUGAGCCAAAGAAGGAGAAUGGUAGGAAAGCAAAGAAAAGUGGGGUAACUUCAGAGAAGAAUUCUGCUCAGUCUCGAGAACAGAACACUUCAUCUAACAGUCAUCUCAGUCCUGGUGCCAGCAUUAAGACUGGUCAAAAGCAGAUGCCACCGUCAAAAGGGCAUGGGGAGAUAAAGGCAGGAAAAGCAAAUGAAAAAGGAAAAUCUGACCUCACAAAUAUGAGAGAUCAAGGAAGUUCAUCUAAACAUUCUCACUCUCCAAAUGAGAAUGUCAACAAAGAAAUAAGGCAGUCAUCAUCUAAGAAUGAUGUGAAGAAAAAGAAACAAACUGUUAAUUCACUCUCUGCUUUGGUCAAAGAUCAAGAACAACAAUAUAAACAAGAUAAGCAUCAGCAAAAACAGCAAGAAAACUUGAUAGUAAAAGACAAUGGGGAAACCAAGUCAAAGAAGAAGAAGAAGAAAAACUCUUCUAAAAAACUCUCCAACAAGCCAACUACUGAAAUUGUUAAGGUACAUAUGAUAUCUGAUAUCACUCAGCAACAGCCAGUCCUGCCUACAGACUGUCAUGCUGAAGAGGAGGACUCCAGUGUCAGCUCUGCUCUUAGUUUCACAGAACUAGACCUGAUAUAUUUCAAAGAAGAUGAUCAUUCUUUGAGAAAUCCAACCACUGAAUCUCAAGAUUAUCUCAUUAAUAUGCAGGACCCUCCACAAGGUCAUAAGAUGCAACAAAUUUGUCAAGAUAUGGUAGCUGCAGAUGCUGAUUUCAUAACUAUUUCAUAUCCAUCGCAUACAUUUCAGCAAAGCAGUCAGCAGAAGAAGAAUAUGCCAAGAGGUGAUUUUGAGGAAAGUCUUCAGAGUGAGCAGUACUGGAAACGUGAUGUGAAAACUGACAGGGAUGAUGACAAUGUCAAUCAGGAGAUCGCAAAUCAUUCUGGUGAUAAGCAGUCACAAGAACUAUCGCCAAUGCAAAAACUAUUGCUCCACCAGCAAGCACUGCCAGACCAGCAGCAGCAAGAUGAGCCAAUAGGAGACCAACUUAUUCAUUGCGAUGAGCCGAACAUAGGGGUGCCAAAUGAAAAUCAGAAUGCAGACACCUCACAUGAAACUGCUGAAGCUACACAAAUGCAGCAACAUUACAAUCAAGUACAACCACAAGAACAGCCACAAAAUACUCUUUUGGAGCAGCAACAUAAUUCAAAUUUGCAGCUGCCUGUGAAUUAUCCACAGUACCUGCAAACAUCACAUGUGCAGCAUCAACCAUUGCAUGUGCAUCAACGACCACAACUACCAUCAGAGCGUACUCUUGUUAGGAACAUCCAUCCUUGCGUGAAUGUAGCAGGAAGUCUUUACAAUCCUGUCAAAGCUGUAGGGCUAGGUUGGUGCAACCCUAGCAAUCCAAUGAAUACAGGAAUGAUGGCUAACACAACUCUACAAACAAGCCCUCAGAUGCCACUGGGUGUCGUGCUACAAGGUCCAGCUCUCCCUUUACAACAAGGGUUUCCUCUCAUGCAGUGGGAGCAACAGAGAAAAAGAAAGGUCAAGGCUUCUCCAGAAACCAAGCUAUCUACCGCUCCACAAUGGAUGAAGCCAAUGGUUUUGCAGUUUGAGGAGGGCAACAACCCAUUCUUUGUCCAUCCGCUGAGUGAGCAAGCUGCUAUACCAAUCAAUCCAUGCCACAUUACCGAUGAUCAAGAUGAAGAAUUUGAUGAACUUCUUGGAACGGAUGUGAUGAAGUUUGUUGAGGCUUUCCCUGAAAGCAUUCAACUGGCUCUACACCAACUCCAAGAAAACCCAAAUUAUUCCUUCAUUCAGUUGGCAGAGGUCAUCUUGGAUGUUGGCAGGAAACCCAAAGCACGGUACCUGAAGAUUGGAUUUGGGUCUAAAAUGAUUGAAAAAGUUCUGGAUCAUGAUGAGUUAACCAAACAGGAAUUGAACACUAUCUUAGAAGGAGAAAACUUUGUCAAGAUAUCCAAAACUCAGGUUACGAUCAGAGAUACCCUUCAUAGACUCGGUCUACUUGCAAAUCGACAAGGAGAGGUCAUCGGCAUAACAGCUAAGGUUGAACACCCCCUUCCAGGAUGCCUCAGUCCAUUAUAUGAUGUAUUCAACAAGGGCAAGUCUAUUCUGGUUCUUGGACCUUCAGGGGUGGGCAAGACAACUCUGCUGAGGGAAGCUGCAAGAGUGUUAAGUGAUGUGGAAAAGGAAAAUGUUAUGAUCAUUGACACAUUAUCUGAGAUAGCUGGAGAAGGGGACAUUCCACACCAGUCUGUUGGAACUGCUCGCAGGUUACAGGUUAUAGAAAGAAAUCUCCAACACACAGUCAUGAGGGAAGCCUACCAGAACCACAGACCGGAGGUCAUCAUCAUUGAUGAGAUAUCCAGCCUGGAGGAUGCCAAGACAUGCCUCACGAUGAGGCUACAUGGGAUCCAACUCAUUGCAGGUGUCCACAGUCAGACCAUCGCAGAUGUCCUUCUGAACCCUGCCCUUGCACCCAUCACAGGAGCAACCAUGGAGAGCAGCACUGUGGAUAACCCAGGAGGAAAGAAAGUGAGAUUGAGGACCGGUCCUGCUGUGUUCAAUGUUGUGGUCGAGAUGCUAGAGAAAGAGCGUUGGGUCAUCCACUGGGACUUUCCUUGGGCCAUUGAUGCACUCUUACCGGGCGGAACCAGGAGGUUGGUGGUGGAGGAAAGGAAAGUCGUCAAACUUAAAGGUGAUGCUGAUGAUGGGCUGGUUGGCCAACAGGUCCUUGCCAUGCAGAUGCCUGCUAAUUAUAAGAUAUACUCAGGGUGAGGUCUUUCAGACGAUACAAAAUUAAAAGCAGCUGUUUUGUAUCAUAUCAUCCCAGAAGGUGUUACCCAGGGGAGCAUUUCAUGAAAGUUGUCAGACACUUUAUUCCACAUGUCCUGUUUUAGCAGACAGUUAUUAUAGUAUCAGUGCUUCUCAGCCAAUAAGGCAAGUUUUCAGAUCUGACAUGUCAGAUGAAAUUUUGAUGAAAUACUCACCUGUAAUCAACCUCCUCUCUUACUAGUAUUCCAAUCGAGGCCAGCAUUGGUUCUUCUUUGAGAUUAGUAUUUAGUUCUCAUUACUCUAUAUAUCAGGGGCCGUAUUCUGAAAAUUGUCUUAAGAGAAAUAUUCUUGUAUCUUUGGAGUUACAAUAAAAUCCGUAUUCUGAAAAUUCUUGUAUCUUUUCUUGUAACUUUCACUGAGCGCGUAUGAUGUCAGAGCUAUAAUGAUGCGUAAGUUAAAAAAGGCACCUAAAUAUCUAUGCAAGAUAACAUAUCGAGAUAAAAUGUAUUCUGAAAAUUCUCUUAUCUUUGCAUUCUGUUAACUUCCUUGCAAGAGGUAGGGGGCUAUUGUAACUUAAUGUUGCAUGCGAUAUUUCUCAAUCAAAAAUAAUAAUUUCUUGCUGCAUCUCGCAAGAACAUCAUGUUUUACUGCAUGAGACAUUCCGAAGACAUUACAGAGACGGAUUGGUAGACUUUUCAGAAAUUAAAAAUUGGUAAUCGAGAUGAUGAAUCUUUUCAAAGAAAAUAUGACUCUGAGAUCAGCCACGUGUAUUUUUAGCGCAGUGGCGCACAUGCAUAAGCGUCGGGGGCGCAAGGGAAAUACGCCUCGUGUCAACAAUGCGCUUAUAAUAAUAUUCAGAAGAGACACUUCUAUUGGUUGGCCUAAGCAUGUAACAACUUUAAUGAUUGGUUGAUGACAGAAUAUUGGGCGUGUCAGAGAUAAAAUAGGGGACGUCCUUACGGAGAUAGACAAUUUUCAGAAUACCGAUUUAAGACAAUUUUAGCGAGCUAUUAUCUUGCUGAGUUAUAAGAAAAGUUACAAGAAAAGUUAAGACAAUUUUCAGAAUACCACCCCAGGGAUAUAACAUCGGUUGGGGAUGGUAGGAUCUCAAUUGAUGGUGGGGAGAUUGAGGGGGAGAUGUAUAUAACUAAUAUGUAAUGAAAUUAUAAUACAGCAAACCCCCCCAAAAAAAAAUUGUAUCCGCAAUGAAAUAAUAUGGAAGCAUUCAUUUGUUUCAUUUGUUUAAUUUUUUUUUCUAUUCUAAAUAAGUCUUGGCUACAAAUAUUAAAUAUUCAAAAGAAUAUUAAAUGAAAAAUCUUAACUGUCAUGAACUGGGAAUACAAAUUUUGUAUGUUGCUUAUUAUUCAUAAAAGAUAAAACUAACUAUAACUUUUCUAUUCAGUGUGCUGAAAAGUGUUUUCCGAGGCAUUGUGACCUUUGAUAUUUAAUUUAUUGUAUCAAAAAAGUGCUUUGUCAUGCGCUGUUAGCUACCCCAGCAGCGCAUCAAACUUUCAGUUGCUCUGGCCUGCCCCUGGGCGCUAGCUUCUGUCUAUCUCACUGGCGCUUCCUAGAUCAGCUUUUGAGAGUAGGAGACAUCCAGGGAGAUGAAAGCUCAAGAACUCAUUCUAACUUCAAAGUUUAUAUAUCUGAAGACUAAAGAACAUAGAAAUAGCUUCAUACUUACUAUAGAUUUGAUGCAGACUCUAGAGAGAAAAAAACCCUGAGAAUCUUUUUUCCGGGUGCUGGUACAGCCAGGAGAGCAUGCUAGGGAGCUCAGAUGAGGUGCAUACAAAGCAACUAGAAAAUCAGUUUACUAUAAAAUGUGCUGGCCUAGCCUGGCGCGUGUUAUAGUAUUGAAAUGUAUAGCGACCAGUGACCUGUACUUGAACAGACACAAAAGUUGCUUUGAAUUUUUUUUUUGUCUUUUGCAAAUUUAUAUAGUUUUUUAAUUGUGCGUGUAACUUGUUGGAGUGGUAUUUGUAUAUUGCCAGAAUGUAGCAAGUAGUUGCAACCUCUAAUUCUUUCAGUAUUUAGAAUAAGUAUAUAUACAAUAUCAGAUGUAACUGAUGAGUGUGAUAAACAAUUUCAGAUGUAAAUGACUAUUGAGUGUAAGUAUUAUAAACAAUUUCAGACGUAGGUGAGUUCUGAGAAGAAGUAUUAUAAAACAAUUUCAAAUGUAAGCAAACAAUCAAUUUUGAUUUCAGGCAAUCAAACAUUCGCACUUAGACAACACCAUUCUGGUUGUACAUGUAAUAAGCUUUUAUUUACAGCUUCACUUUUGAAAGAUAGCUGCUUAGAGAUCGCCCUGGAAUUUAUUGUCUUGACACAUUUACCAACAGUAAUUAUUUGCAUGCUACUAUGAAUUGUGUCAUUUCUUUUAUUUUUUUGUUUUGAGUGUGCAUCCACUGGUAAGUGGCAAUUAAAACCUUCUGAGGUUUAUAUUGUGAUAAUAGCUAUAAAAAGUAUUAGAAUUAAAUUGAACAAUUGAAUCAUUAUAAUGCAAUUUCUGUGGUUUUGAUUAUUAGCAAAGGAAACUACAUUACAUUACCCUUUAAUGUGUGAAAAAGAUGUUAAUUAUUUCUAAUUGUAAAAAAAUAUAUGUAUUGUCUACUUUUCUGUGAAUAUUAUGUCUUUCCUAUCAAAUAUGUGUAACAAACUGGCAAUCUAUUUAUGGCUUGAUAACAUGUAGAGCAUGUUGAAUAAGCCUCAUCAUUUUGUUACUACCCUUUUCAUAAAACUUGUCUUGUCUUAGAAUUAUAUGACAAAUUUGCUCUCUGUAAUAGCUUGUAACUUCUGGCUUACCCUCCCUAUACCUACCUCAACUUCUUUACCUGUCUAUACCUACCUAUACCGCCCCCUGUGUUACCUGUCUCUUAUUCCUUCUAAGUUUUCUAAAUUUCUUUCUUUCUCUUUCCUUUGUCAUUAAUCUUUGGUCAUGUUAUGAUUGUUAUUUGUACAUGUAUAUUGAUUCAUUUGUCGUAUUUUUCAUACGAUGUAAAUUCCUUCCAAAAAGCUUUGGGCUGCCAUGUGGUUUCUAAUAAACAACUAUUCAAAUUCAAACUUCCAUUGAUACAUUUCGUGAAAUAUAUAUAUUUGUUUACUUCAUCUUCCAUGGUGACUGGUAGUGAUGAAGGCAUUAUUUUUUUGUCAUCUGUCCCAUUAUUGUUCAAGCGAUAACUAAAUAACUAUUUGAUGGAUCAACUUCAAACUUGAGUCAUAUAUGCAUGAUAUAUAGAAGUGAGUGAAGCUGAUCUGAUAGACUUUUAUGAUAUGAGAUAAAAGGACACAUGUGAUCAAUUAAUUGUUGGGUAUGGUAACUAAACAACCAAUGUAAACUUAGUUCAUGUAUGCAUGGCAAUGACUGUGAUCUGAUCUGUUUUAAAGGUAAUAAGGUCAAAGGACAUAUAGGACUUUGUUCAUUGGCAUAACAAAUCAAGAUCCAUAAGAUGAAUUAAAAUUAGAAUCAGGUCACCAAAGAAUCUAAUUCUAAUUUGACUAUGAAAGUUUUUACCAAUUUAGAAGUUUACUCUGCAAUAUAUUGCAGAUCUAGUAAUUGUAGAGGCAUACAUUUUGACUGCAUGCAGUUGAUAAACCAUUCGGUUAAAAUCCUGAUGGCGUAAAAUGAAUUGAAACUAUUUGAAUAGAAAUAAGAGUUUUGACUGCAUUACUUGUUGCAAUCCAUAGUUAAGAUGUGAGAAAAAUCAGUGUCUGUUUUAUAUAAAUUAAUCAUUAGGCACCAUAUGUUUACUUUGUUUGAUUGUCGUAUGGGAAGCAGCCUAGUUUUAUGUUUGUUUGAAUAGUUUGCAUAUUGUUUUCAGCUACCAUGGGUUACCCAUUUAAUGUUACUGAACAUUAAAUUUAAUCAUAUUUUGUUAAUGGGGAGGCAGAAAUAAAAAUGAAAUUUGUUUUGUUGUUGAAAUAUUGUACUGGUAGUUUUAAAGCUUAAAUGCCAGGUUUGGUAACGAUCUCAAGUUGAGUUUGAAUAGAAUCCAAUAGAAUGACCACCAAAGUGUUUAUAUUUAUGAUUAAGAAAGUAAUGUGCCAAAUGGUUCUGGUUGAAAAUGUGCAAUUACUGAUAAAGUAGCAAAAAAAAAGCAUGAAACUCAAGUAUGAUGUUGAGUCUCUUUUCCAUGCAAUUAUAAUACACUCCCCCACAUGUGGUAAUAUGUGUUGGUGAUCUUCAGUGUGAUUAUUUUCAGCUAAAGAUUUCAUGAUUUCAGAGUAAGAAUUGUGUAAAUAAACCAGAUCUAGAUCUACAAUGUACCAUCAUGUGGCGACAGUUAACAAUUAUUAUAAAGACUUUCUCAUGAAAUCAGUGUUUGCUUCAACUGCAGUUACUUAGCUUUAAAGAGAAUUAAUGAACUUUCAACAAAAUAUUCAACGAUAACUGUGUGAAAACAAGAGAAUUUAAGUAAAUUAUUUGGGAUAAAUAAGUUGCAUUGAUAGAUAAAGUAGAUGUGAUAGCAUGCAUGAAUGUCAGAUGUAAGUUCUUGUGAAUUACAAUGAAAAUUUGUAGAAAUGGUAUAGAUAUGUAAUUGAGAAGGAAACAAUAACUACUGAAACAAAGCUUUCCAUUUGUUUUUGUUUUAAUCGAUUUGAUAACUUUGUGCUAUUUUAGUUGCAAUAAUCAUGCAAAGAUGGACGAUUAUCUUCCUUGUUGCAAAGCGGAGCAUUCUAUGAAACUUGCCAAUUUAUCAGUAUUUGAACAUUCAGAUUUUUCAGUCAGUGUUUCAUAUGGUUGUUUUGUGAGAGACAUUUCAUCCUACAGGUGUUAAGUUUUAAGUCAUAAUGAUUCAAACUGUAUAUCUAUAUGAAUAUAUUAGUAAUUUAGAUGAAGUGCAUGAUAGGUUUGAUUUAAUAUCUUUACACAAGUCAAUAUGUGCAAUUUUCGAUUAUAUUAUAAUUUUGAAAGUCUGGGAACUUUUAUUUCAUAGAGUAUACUUCUACUUGUAAUGAGAAAAAAAUGAAAGAAGAAUUUUUGUUUGACAGGACAUGGACAUUGGUACUUUUUGUUUAAGAAUUUAUUGCAUAGUGAAUAUCUUUACUUGGAAAUAUAAUAUGCUUUGAUGAAAUUCAAAUAACGAAAUAGAAGUGAAAUAAAUAAGAUUUUGAAAAGUAA